GGUGAGACUAAGAAUGCUGUGAGCGCCAUCCACCCCGCACCUGCAAACACACACACACACCACUCCUCCACCUCGCACACCUUCCCUUCCAUCUGCACACGCAACCCCUGGUCUGGCCGGAUGAGUUACCACCCGGUGGACACGAUAGGGAGUCCAUUCAGGAGAAGUAUGGAUAGUAGGACCACCUACGGCCGCUCCACUGGCACCCCCUCCAGCGGGUUCCGUUCUCAGUCCUGGUCCCGGGCAAGCCCAGGCUCCACGAUGACCUCCUCCUACAAGAGGAGCGUCAAUAUGCCGGUAGCCCGAGCGUACAGCUCCACAGUCCUCAGCUCCGCCGACAGCGUUGAUUUCAAUCAAACGAACGGAGACUACAAGCGCUCCAACGAGAAAGAGCAGCUCCAGGGGCUCAACGACCGCUUCGCCGGUUACAUCGACAAGGUGCACUACCUGGAGCAGCAGAACAGCCAAAUCGAAGAGGAGAUCCAGACGCUGCGGCAGAAGCAGGUGUCGCCAUCCCAGCUAGGCGAUUUAUACGACCAGGAACUCCAGGAGCUGCGCUCCAUGCUGGAGCAGAUUCACCACGAUAAAGCGCAGAUCCAGCUCGACACGGACCACGUCGAGGAUGACAUCCAGAGAAUUAGGGACCGUUUCGACGAGGAAGCCCGCAUCAGGGAUGAGACGGAAGGCAUCAUCCGGGCGUAAAAAGAUAUGACCGACUCUGAUUUGGUGAAGUCAGAGUUGGAGAAGAAAGUUCAGUCACUGCACGACGAGAUUGCCUUUAUCCGCAACAACCACGAGGAAGAGGUGGGCGACCUGUUCGCCCAGGUGCAGGCGUCGCAGGUGACCAUGGAGAGGAAAGACAUCCAGAAGACGGACAUCACCGAGGCGCUCCGGGAGAUCCGCACCCAGCUCGAGGGCCACUCCAACCAGAACCUGCAGCAGGUGGAGGACUGGUUCAUGUGCCGCUAUUCCAAGCUCACUGAUGCUGCGGAACAAAACAAAGAUGCAAUCAAGUCCGCCCGUGAUGAGAUAGCAGACUACCGCCGCCAGCUCCAGUCCAAGACCGUGGAGUUAGAGUCCGUCCGUGGAACCAGGGAGUCACUGGAGAGGCAGUUGAAUGACAUCGAGGACCGACACAACAGCGACCUGUCCAGCCUGCAGGAGACCAUCCACCAGCUGGAUAAUGAGCUCAAGGGCACGAAGUGGGAGAUGGCGCGUCAUCUGCGCGAGUACCAGGACCUGCUCAAUGUCAAGAUGGCCCUGGACAUUGAGAUAGCUGCAUACAGGAAACUCCUAGAAGGUGAAGAGACCCACUUUAGCACUUUCCCUUACCGCCACACCGUUACCUCCUCUAAGAAGUCCAAGUAUGAGCCUCCCAAACUGAAAGUCCAGCAUAAGUUUGUCGAGGAGAUCAUCGAGGAGACCAGGGUAGAGGAUGAGAAGGAUGAGAUGGACCAAGACCUGGCUGAGAUCGCCCAGGAGCUUUCUGCCGCUCUGGAGACAGAGGCCACAGAUGAAGGAGAGGAUGAGGGAGAAGAGGGAGGAGAAGAAGCAGAGGGAGAAGAGGGAGAAGGGGGAGAGGGUGAAUCAGAAGAGGUUGUAGCCUCCACUGAUGCCCAAGUUAGCUCCAGCACACCUGCUGAGGAGGAAGAGGAGGUCAAAGAAGGUGGUGAUGAAGAGGAAGAGGGCGAAAAAGAAGAAGAGGAUGAGAAAGGAGAAGAGGGUGAGGGUGACAAGGAAGAUGAUACAGAAGGUGGUGAUGAGGGAGAAGGAGAGGGGGAAUUAGAGGAGACAGUCCUGUGCUCUAAAGCCCCAGAAUCAAAGGCCUCUCCUGACAAAGAGAAGGGAAGCGGAGGAGAAGAGGAGACAGGAGAGGGAGAAGAGGAGGGAGAUGAUCAAGAUGAAGAUGCAGGUAGUGACAAAGGAUCCAAAGAUGGAGAUGAUAAGGAUGAGGAAGAUGAGAAGAAAGGAAAGGAUGAGAAAGAAGACAAAACAGAUGAGAAGGCAGCUGUAGCCAAGACAGAGGCUCCCAAAACAGAAGCCCCCAAGAGUGAGGCCCCAAAAGUUGAGGUCCAGAAAUCUGAGGCCCCAAAGCCCUCCAAGCCAGACUCCCUAAAAGCUGAAUCCCCAAAGGCUGGGUCCCCCAAGUCUGAGUCACCAAAAGCUGGAUCCCCCAAACAUGAAUCCCCCAAAGCUGUAACCCCCAAAUCUGAAUCUCCAAAACCUGGCUCCCCCAAAUCUGAAUCCCCAAAACCUGCUGGAUCCCCAAAUCUGAAUCCCCAAAACCUGCUGGAUCCCCCCAAAUCUGAAUCCCCAAAACCUUCUGGAUCCCCUAAAACUGAAUCCCCAAAACCUGCUGGAUCCCCUAAAUCUGAAUCCCCAAAACCUGCUGGAUCCCCUAAAUCUGAAUCCCCAAAACCUGCUGGAUCCCCUACUUCUGAAUCCCCAAAACCUGCUGGAUCCCCUAAAUCUGAAUCCCCAAAACCUGCUGGAUCCCCUACUUCUGAAUCCCCAAAACCUGCUGGAUCCCCUAAAUCUGAAUCCCCAAAACCUGCUGGAUCCCCUACUUCUGAAUCCCCAAAACCUUCUGGAUCCCCUAAAUCUGAAUCCCCAAAACCUGCUGGAUCCCCUACUUCUGAAUCCCCAAAACCUGCUGGAUCCCCUAAAUCUGAAUCCCCAAAACCUGCUGGCUCCCCCAAAUCUGAAUCCCCCAAACCUGCUGGCUCCCCAAAUCUGAAUCCCCAAAACUUACAGGAUCCCCAAAAUCUGAAUCCCCAAAACCUACAGGAUCCCCCAAAUCUGAAUCUCCCAAAUUAGGAUCCCCCAAGGCAGA
Molecule: messenger RNA, 2833 nt
Organism: Salmo salar (Atlantic salmon)
Lineage: Eukaryota; Metazoa; Chordata; Actinopteri; Salmoniformes; Salmonidae
Source: RefSeq, a predicted model, not a curated record